UAGGCAAAACAAGACGACGCAGCAGAACGUAGAAGACAAAACGAAUGGGCUGCAAGUCCAUGUGGGAGCCGACGGGGCGGUCAAAUGUAAAUGGAACACUCAUUGCCGCUGAGCCGAGCGCAGUGCAGCGCAGACAACAACUCACAGUGCUAUCGGUUUGGUGGUCGGUCUUUAACGGUCUGUAACCCACGACGACGAUAGCAUUGGACGGUAGGCGUCGGAACGACCAACCGCCAACGAAGCAAAUGUAUAAUAAAUUGCAUGAAAAACUCAAUCAUUACGCCAGCAGCAGGGAGCUAAUUUAGUUACACACAUCACCAGCUAACAGCCAGCCCACCGCCUUGGCAAGCAGCAGGGCCAACCCAUCAGCCGGUCAACUGCUGGCUUGUGAUUUUGGGGGCUCAGAUUGAAUGACUUGUUCACACUGUGGUGUCGCAGCAGCAGAGGCAGAGGCAGCUACAACAACAACACUCUGAAUUAAUUUCAUUCACAGUUCUCAUCAACAACAGCAACAACAAAUCCAUCUUCAACAAGAACAAGAGCAACAACAACACAUACUAUUAUUAUUGGCAACGCUGUUUCAUUUGCAUUUGCUUGCAGCCACCAACAGCUUGAGGAAUAACCAAAGACACGACGCAGUUGGGGUCCGGUGCGCAAAGGAAUGAUCGUAUUAGUCGCUCUGACAGGCAAAGUGACGGUACCAGUAAGACAGCUUAUGCCAUAGUCGCCUUGGUGUCACUAUAACUUGCCGUCAGUGGAAUAGCAACAAAUCACUGUCAAAGGGCUCAUUGUCAGUAGAGUGUGUGCAUUAGAGUCGGUCGAACUUUGCAGACUCUAUAGUUUAGUUUCGGAGUAGUGGAGCGUAGGCUAGCGUCCGCUUGACGUUCCGUCGCUUGUGACAUUUUGCGAUAGUAAACAUCUGGCUGUUUGUUGUCCUUCGUCGCUUGUCGUUCGUCGUUCGCUGUGCGCCGUGCCAACGUCAUUCGUCGUUCGAAGUUCGAAGUGUACCCAAAGGCGUUUGUUCGGGCGACUGUGGCGUUGGGUGGGUGAUGCCAACCCAUUGAGAGCAAAUGAUGAAGCACAAGGGUUCCAGUUAUUGCUGUCGCUGGUUCACACUUUUCUUGCUCGCCAUGGGCAUUGUUCUUGUUUCGCCAGAUAUACACACGAAUUUUGCUGAACACAAUAAACAAACGACAACCAAAGGAACAACAGCAAUCAUAACAAAAACAACAAUAACGUCGACAACAACAACAACAAUGGCAAAAGCAAAUACAUUGCGUACAAUGAAAAUGCUUGAAGCAAAGGGUUUCAUUGACGCCAACAGGUACAAUGUCAACGAUAAGAACAACAACAACAAUAACAAUAAUCUUAACAACUACCAUUCAAAUAUGGUGAUUGCGAACAGCAACAGGAACAGUAAAAACAGCGACAAAACGUACAUUAGUGCACCGAGCAAGCCGGAGCUGUGGCAUCAGCAAUUGCAGCAGUUAGCGGAUCGAGCGGCUCCGGCGGAGAAGGUGGAGCCGGAGCCGGAGCUGGAACAAGAACUGAAGGAACAUAUGGUUUCAACGCCUCAGUCGAUGACAAUAAUGGUCGAAAACCCCACAACAAGCCCAGCAGCAGCAGUAGCAAGAACCACAACAACAAUAAAACCAAAAACAACAACAAUAAUCAAUCCAACAACAAUAGCAACAAAAACGCUAAGCGUCAGCACGGCAACAACGUUAGCCGCAAGUAAACCGACGACGCCCACAAUUACAAUAGCAACAAGCGCAAUCACAACGCGACACAGUGGCAGCACAAUAAAGUUGCCGCCUGACAACAUGGCCAAUAUAAAUGUCAGAGGCAUAAAUGCGAAAGGCACAAUGAUAUAUAAGCAACUGCUUCAAAGGCAACACAAACAACAAAAACAACAACAACAGAAGCAGCAGCAAUAUUGGCAGCAUGAAAAGCAGCACCAACAACAGCAAUCGCAACGCAAACAGACACUGGCUGUUGUUGCGGGCAAUAGAAGCGCAAAGCAACCGCAAAAAUACAUCGGCCAUACUUUGAUGGGCGACAGCGGCAGCACGCAGGCAUCCGCAGCGAUGAUUGUGGCAACGCCUGUGGGACGUGGCGGCGAGUUGGCGAAUGUGACAGCUACAGCACAAACGCAAAUAGCAAUCAACGGUAAGAGCAGCAGCAACAGCAACAGCAACAGCAACAACAACAAUAACCGCAAUCGCAGCGGCAUUGUUGAUGGCAUUACAACGCCAAUAACUGCAACAACAACAACAACAACAAGAAUAACACUAGUAGACACAUUCAUAAUAACGCCAACACCAACAACAACAAAAACGCUAACAACACAAAGCAAGCAAUUUGAGUCAGCGCGCAUUCUAUACGAUUACAAAGCAACCGACGCCAACGACGCCACCGACGAAUGGAAGCACACGUCGGAAACGGAUGCGCAAAUGAUUGUGGCAGGGCAUGAGGAAAUGGAAGUGGUUCGUCAAUAUCAACAUAAAUUUUCCAGCUCAUACUUAGACGCCGCCGGCAACAAAGACCACGCUGCUGCGGCGAACUACGGCAACACACACAGCUUUGCGGCGCUCGUACAAAUGUCGGCGAAGCAGCAACAACAGCAGCAAAAGCAGCAGCGCAAUCGCUGGGUGCGUCAGGCGGAGGAGGAGCCGAUAGACAAAUGCCGCAAGUUUAAUGAGGGUGAUGCGGCGAAAAAUGAAUUCUACAGUCCCGAUUAUCCGAACGAUUACCCAAAGAACAUCAGUUGUACACGCGUGAUUAUAGCGCCGCCAGGACAGAUAAUCCGUUUAGAUUUUCGUAAUUCAUUUCACAUUGAAGCGAAAGAGGAAUGCAAAUUUGAUGUUCUCGAGAUACGUGAUGGCCAGUACGGCUUCUCGAACUUACUCGGUAAAUUUUGUGGUACGGAUUUUCCACCGGAAAUCACAUCCAAGGAACGUUACCUCUGGUUGCAUUUUCAAUCGGAUGAGAGUAUCGAGUAUUCGGGUUUUACAGCCGUUUACGAAUUUAUGGAUCGCAGUAAAGAAGCUCCCACCACCGAUCUGAACUGCACAAUCGAAAAGUCGGGUUUCGAGGAUUUCGUCAACUCCACCGAUGUGCCCGAAGAAAUUCGUGAUACUGCGAUUAAAAAUCGAGUGCCACUAGAUUGCAUUUGGCGCAUACAGGUGCAGGAGAACUGGAAGAUACAAAUGAAAUUCGUGGAUUUCCGUUUAGUCAAACCGAAUGACUGUGAAGCGAAUUUCUUGGACAUAUUUCCCGAACAAACCAUCAUGCCUCUUAGGAAAAAAAACUUUUGCGGAUCUGCUGGUGAGGGCAUCACAUCCGAUUCGAACACGCUCAAUAUUCGUUUCUUUGCCGAGCCAGCGGCCAUCAAUUCAACAUUCUCCAUUUUAUUUACGGCUUUUCGAGAUAAAGGAUCAGGAACUUGCACUGACGAAGAAUACGAUUGUGAGGAUGCCACAUGCAUUGACCGCAAACUCAAGUGUAAUUUACGUGACAACUGCAAAUUUCGUUGGGACGAGGAGGGUUGUAAUAAAGAGACCUCGGAAGUAUCUGAGCAUAUUUACAUUAUCAUGGUUGUCUUCGGUCUAAUCUUGGGUGGCAUGAUUUUGACAUUCCUAGUGAAUUGCGUACGCAAGAUAAUGCAUGAUCAGAAAAUCAUACGGGAACACAUACGUCAGUCGAAGGAGAGCAAGCUGAACGAGUUGGGCCGCAAUUCGAAGGCGCGCUCAAGGGAGAAUUUGUCGAGCACAAUGCCGAGACCCAAGCAUUCGCAGACAUCGCUGCAAAUACUUAACGACGCAUCGAACCGUUAUUAUCGCGAGGUGGUGCCCAUGUCGCGCGCCAGCAGCAAAAGCGAUCUCAAGGAGCGUGAACACAGCAUUCUGCGGCAACGCAACGACAUCGUGGUGCAGACGAGCUUCUGCAUGGAUGACAACAGCUCCGAGGCGACGGUGGAGGCAGCGUUGGCGGCAAAUGCCUGCGAUAUGGGCUGUCAGACGCGCGAAUCGCUCUUCGCCACCCCGCUGAUGCACCAGAACUCGAUGGGCUCGCUAAAGGACAAGGCCAGUCUACAUUCGCGUUCACGUUUCUCCACAUUCGGCUACGACACCGCACAGCCGACGCCACCACCACCAUCGCAGCAGCCAGCUAGCGCCCGUGGCGGCCAACUAACGGGACUAAAUAUACGCGAGGCGCGGGAAUACAUUGAGAUGCGCGAGCGACAUCCCGGCCCUAAGCCCAAAAUGCCGCAUAUGCAUCGCAUGGAUGCACUGCCGCCCACACCGCCCACGCCAGCUGCGCCGCCGGAGAUGUGUCACCAUCAUCAUCAGCAUGCCGCACACACGCAUGUACACACGCAACAGCAACAACAGCCGCAGCAGCCACAGCAACAGCAAUCACGCCAGCAAUCAGCGCAGCAACAGCAACAGUUGUCGAUGCAGCCAACCAAGGAGAGUGCGGGCGGCGGUGGCGGCAGGUCAACCGCGGCAGCAACAACAACAGUAACCACGGCGAUAUCAGCUCAGGGAAAAGGCAAGCCAAAGCUAAGUCAAUCGACAGCUUACAUAGACAUUAGGAAUUCAGCGCCGGAUGUCAUCAUAAUGACAUCACAUUGACAUUUAAGUAACUCAGCGAAAAUCACGCCAUAUCCACAUGGGAGCGCACAACAGCACCAGCAACAACAACACAAACGCAUUAGCACACUCGAGCGACUAUGGGAAUGUGCUGGCAGCAGCAAAACGGCCAACGUCGGUGCUACGGAGCGCGAAUUUGAGUGAAAAACGCACACGAAUAAGGAAGUCAUUUGGUUCGGUAAAGCUUUUAAGCGCACGGAUGUGCCGACACAUACCCAAACACACACACAUGCUCAAUGUCGGUAGCUUGAAGUCACACAGCUUUCCUUAUUAAAUGCUUGAUAUGCGAAAGGCGCAUACGGCGCAAUUAUAUUGAGGUUAUGUUGGCGCAGGAAAUCGAUGAAUUUCAUUUCGCAACGCUUUAAUAUCACAAAACAUGUAUUAUUAACCAUAAAUAUGUAUGAAAGUUCAAUUUUUAAUAUAACACUGGUCCUUAAGCCUAGUUUAAGCGAGAUUACUCGAUUCAUGCUUUAAUGACUUGGCGGAUUACCGUGUUUUACAAUACCUACUUUUUUUCAAAAAAAAAAAGUGUUUUAAGUGUAAGUUUUAAAUUAUACAAAUUAUUAAU
Bactrocera latifrons is the source of this 5223-nucleotide messenger RNA. RefSeq lists its product as uncharacterized. The transcript has 12 exons. Bases 1071 to 4637 code for a protein of 1188 amino acids. Gene Ontology annotation, molecular function: protein binding. Lineage: Eukaryota; Metazoa; Arthropoda; Insecta; Diptera; Tephritidae. The record is from RefSeq and is a predicted model, not a curated record.